GUGACGUUUGUAGCCUUCUUGCGUGUGGAAGCACAGCAGAUGGUCAUCAGCCGUCAUGCUGGUGCUUGGUGGGAAGCACACAAGACAUGGAUGCAUUGUGCGGGAUGCUGAGGCUGCGUGAGGAGGAGAGAGGAGGACACUGCACCGAGCCGCAGGAGUGAAGGUGACUUGAUGCGGAGAAGAGGCGUGCGUCCUCUUCCUGCUGUUCAUCUUUUCCCAUCUAGGAGCACAUCUGGCUCCACUCUGGGGAGGUGGAGGGAGGGUGGACGUGGAGGGGGAGGCAGCCACAAAGCCAUAAACCAGGUUCGAGUCCGGGUGAGUCGAGGGGAGGACGGUGUGAAGUGGAGUUGUGUGAGGAGAGGAGGAAGGUGGUGGAGGGGGGGAGCGCUAUAGCAAGAGCCAUCCUUCUCUAUUACGACUGUUCUCUUAGUGUGUGUGUAUGCAUGAGUUCUGCAUCGAAUGGGCGCAAAAACCGCCCCAAAUCGGCCGGGACCAUCUUCCAGAUCGGUAAGCCUCUCUACCGAGACCCCCAGCGGAGGGAGAGCACGGAGAGUAGUCGCAGAGCCCAGCGCGCCCUGGCCGACUGCAGGAUGAUUGUCCAAGAGUUCAACACGCUGGUGGCUCUGUAUCGUGAGCUGGUCAUCUCCAUCGGCGAAAUCACAGUGGACUGUCCUACCUUACGGGCAGAGAUGCUGAGGACUAGAACCAAAGGCUGCGAGAUGGCAAGGGCCGCUCACCACAGUCUGUCCUUGAUUUCAGGGCCAGAGGACGGUGAGAUCCACCCUGAGAUCUGCAGGCUCUUCAUCCAGCUGCAGUGCUGUCUGGAAAUGUACAUCACUGAGAUGCUGAAAUCUUUCUGUUUGCUGGGCUCCCUGCAGCUCCACAGGAAAGGUAAAGACAUCUGCAGCCCAUCCAGAGUGCUGGACAGGAAGGCGGAGGAGAGCUCAGACAUCCCCAUCCUGGAGGACACCUCUUCCUCGCCGACUGAGGUUCCUCAACUCUGUUGGUUGGUGGCCACAGACAUAGAAAACAUAGAAAAGGACAUGCGGGAUAUGAAGAACCUUCUCAGUAAACUCAGGGAGACAAUGCCUUUACCACUGAAGAACCAAGAUGACAGCAGUUUGCUCAACCUGUCUCCCUACCCGCUGGUCCGACAGAGGAAGAGACGCUUCUUUGGCCUCUGUUGCUUGGUAACCAGCUGAGGCCCCACCCAUGUGGCAUUGGCGAAACAUUGCCCACCGUCCUCCAUCAUGUGUGUGUGUGUCCACCCCCCUCCCCCCACUCUAUACUACAGUGCUGCCAUUUUUAAACCAAACAAAAAAGAAGUCUGCCCAUAUUUUAUUUACUUUGUAAUACAAAGAAGACCUCAUAUUCCAGGCUAAGAUUGACCUGGCAACAGAUUCUCACAGUUAUUGGGGGCAAAAAAAAAUGUCCAGUUUUAAUGUAAAAGAGAAAAUGUUUGGAAAGGUAUUUCCUAUGAUGAAACAAAAAAAGAAGUGUGUCUGAUUUGUCAUAAUAUGUAAAGUAAAAGCCACCUGAAUGUUAAAGGAUGGCCAAGGCAAGGAAGCCAUUCAUAAUGUCUAGUCUGUUUUUCCCUUGUAGUCUUCCAUUAAAGAUAAACCUGUAUACAACUUUAACUUUCCAGCUUUCAAAGUGCAAUAUACUGUAUGAUGCAGUGGAGAACUCACUUGCCCACACUGUAUAAAUACACAACUUGUAUAACUACACUUAUUGUGUCUCCCGUAUGAAUUGAUAGGUUGUUGGUCAGUGCCCAACAUGGCGCCCUCCUGUGGAUGAUGCUUGUCAUUAGAGCCACGGUUUAGGGCCAGGUGAAGGCUGAUGAUUUAGAUCAUUUUGAAUUGUUAAUAAAACCUUUGUUAUUGAAAUGUAUGGGACUAGCA
Doryrhamphus excisus (bluestripe pipefish) is the source of this 1901-nucleotide messenger RNA. RefSeq names its product regulator of G protein signaling 7 binding protein a (gene rgs7bpa). Lineage: Eukaryota; Metazoa; Chordata; Actinopteri; Syngnathiformes; Syngnathidae. The record is from RefSeq and is a predicted model, not a curated record.